UAUGACAGGUUUUAUCACCAUGUAACGCUUACUUCUCUAGAGUUUGACAUACUAAUUGAAAGUUGGAAAUCACUUGAUUUGUUAUGAUAUCCCACACAAGAAAUUGGCCAAAAAUCACGCCGCUUUAGUCCGCGUAUUUUUAGGAAUGCCUGGAUUUCGUAUUUGCAGCACAUGCUUGGAUAUAUAUAUAUGUUCUUGCAUAUAUACUCUAACAUGGACACUGCCAAAGGCAAGUGCAUGAUUGUAUAUUGAAAAGACUGAUAUGCUGAAAAUAUUCAUCGCACAAUCGUGAUCAGUAAGUAGGAAAGAACUGGGUCAGGAUCAGUUUGAUCAGGAAUUGAUUUAUUCAGACUGAUCAGGAAAGAUCUGAGAUGUUAGGUAAGCCUCUGUAAACUGGAUGGAAUUUAGUCAAACACUUGGCAAGCAAAUGUGAUUUUAUAAAAGAAGGAGUGGAUUAAAUAAAACACUUGAUGAACAGAAAGCUGUCCUAUCUCACACUUUUCAUGUUGAUAUUUGUUUCUUGACUCUAAAUGAAGCUUUAGAGAAAGUCGGUCAUAAGGAUUUAGGAAUGGCACUAAGUCUUGAAACACAAACACCACAUCAGAAAGGGGAUAAAACCUACAAAUGUGAUAUCUGCGAUAAAUUGUUUAAAUAUUCAUGUUUCCUCCAAAGACACAUAAUGACUCACACAAAGGAGAAACCAUACAAGUGUGAUAUCUGUGGCAAGAGUUUUAGUGAUCCGGAUUUCCACCAGAGGCAUGUAAGAACGCACACAGGGGAAAAGACGUAUAAAUGUGCUGUCUGCGAUAAAAUGUUCAGAUAUUCAUGUCACCUUGAGAAACAUUUCAGGACGCACACAGGAGAGAAGCCUUACAAAUGUAUUCUUUGUGAGAAAAGGUUCAACGAAUCUGGAAACCUACAGAGACAUUUGAGGACGCAUGAAAAAGAGAAAUUGUUUGAGUGUGACGUCUGUAAUAAAAAGUUCCGUGUUGCAGACAGUCUUGAAAGACACUUCAGGACACACACAGGAGAGAAACAUUUCAAAUGUGAUGUUUGUGGUAAGUGGUUUAGUCAAAGGGGUAACCUGCAGAGACACUUUCGGACUCACACCGGAGAAAAACCCUAUAAGUGUGAGGUCUGUGGUAACAGAUUUAAUCACUCUCAAGUCCUACAGAAACACAUGCGAACACACACAGGAGAAAAACCAUUUACAUGCGACCUUUGCCACAAAAGGUUUACUUUGUCUGAUAGUCUGAAAAGACACAUGAAGACGCACACAGGAGAGAAACGCCCCAAACCUCUCCGUGGGUUUAACGCAAAUAGAGAUGGAAAACCCUUCACAUGUGACUACUGUGGACUGGAGUUCAGUGAGUCAACUGGCUUACAGUCACACAUCAUAACACACGCACUCGAGAAACCCUUCACGUGUAAAUACUGCGGAGUAGCAUAUAGUGAUUUCACUUUCUUACAGAGACACAUCAGAUCGCACGAAAUUGAGAAACCCUACACAUGUGGAAUCUGUGGGAAGGGUUAUACAGAAUCAAGAAGUGUGAAAAAGCACAUCAGGACUCAUGCAGAAGUUGCUGGAAAUCCAUAAAAAAAAUAAUCAAAAGAGCUCAUUGUGCCCAUUGCCUUAGAUGUAGCCUCGGGACAAAAUAAAUAGCAUACAUCCAUAAAAAGGCAGACUUUGUGGUGUGGGAUACAGACCAGGUUAUCACAAAUAUCUACGGGUAAAAUCUUGGCAAAACCAUUAAACUGGGAUGUUUUUGACGAAAAGGUAAGUUACAAUAUGUGUCGCGCACAUUGUACAGUGAUCCGAGGAUGUGUCGCGGACAUUGUACAGUGAUCCGAGGAUGUGUCGCGGACAUUGAUCUAUUUAAACACAAUCAGAGAAAAGGCAGUACAAUCAGCUUACUAACUUCUCAUUUUCACAACAGUAUUGAUACUUAAGUACCAAAUGUAUUUGUAUGUUACCAAAACAGUGUGACAUAGAUACAUUUUAAUCUUUUACCCAACAAUUUGAUAUUGAUGAAAUAUUAAGAACCUUUCUACCUACUGACUAUUUUAAUGAAACAACUGCAGGCUACGUUGAUUUUUAAGGGUUGGACAAAGUAAUCUGAAGUGAAGAUUUGAGGUAUUGGUUCAACACUUCUUAUUUAAUCUGCUGUGCUCUGGUCCACAUGUGAUGGACCUUCCAUAUGUUGUUCACGGAGGUUUAUAUAGUCAACAUUAUACUUUAAAGGAGACACUGGAAAGGUUUAGUUGUGCCUCCUGUUUCGAGGAUACGAUUGUUAAACAUAAUAAAAUUUGAAAUUUUAAUAUCUUCCUUUUCUUCUACAAAACCUUUUUAAAAUUCCUGAUGCCUCCCCAUCAGAUACAAGGCAUGUUACUAUAGCUAAAGGUUUGGUGUUAUUGACAAAAACUAACAUUGAUCAUGAAGUACAAAAGUCAAGGGCACUAUGAAAUGGCCUGUGUAAGUUUAGCAUUAUGGAAUGGCACCAAUCAGUUAUACACUAUCUUUGAAUUACAUAGAUAUGCAAGUAGGGUUUAGAACAAAGUGAUUUAGAACUUAAUUAUAUUGUUGAUGUUUUUAAAUGUUAUUUACCAAGUUGGACAGUAAAAAGAUACCAAGGGUGUCAAAGUCCCGAUGCUUUCACCAAGUCUUCAUAAGAAGUCAUGAUUAUACAUCAUGUAUCUUGGUACGUUGUUAGGGGAUAUUUAUUGCAUGAAUCGUGUAGAAUUUGUGUUUUAACUAGUGAUUACUGUGUAUGUUAAGUAACUAGCCAGUUUUAAGUAGCAGAAAUGUAUACUUGUGUUUUUAUUAAA
Ylistrum balloti is the source of this 2826-nucleotide messenger RNA. RefSeq names its product zinc finger protein 235-like. Gene Ontology annotation, molecular function: RNA polymerase II cis-regulatory region sequence-specific DNA binding; DNA-binding transcription factor activity, RNA polymerase II-specific. Gene Ontology annotation, biological process: regulation of DNA-templated transcription. The record is from RefSeq and is a predicted model, not a curated record. Lineage: Eukaryota; Metazoa; Mollusca; Bivalvia; Pectinida; Pectinidae. The coding region runs from base 569 to 1597 and encodes 342 amino acids. The transcript has 2 exons.